AUGAAAUAGAUAGCAAUUGAUUAAAUAGAUGAUAAACUUAUGUCCUAAUCAAGUGAUACAAAAAAGAAAAUUCCUGCUUUGAGAUGCUUUAAUCAUAUUAAUCAACUCUUGCAUCUGUGGAAACUUUCAGUUUAUAUGGUUUACUUCAUAUUUGUAUCCUUUUUCAAGUGCAGUAAUCUCUUCAAUUUCAUGUCAUCUCUUAUUCUGAACGUUUUAAAUCACUAAAUUAAGAUCAUAAUACUUAUGGCUUUGAUUGGUCACCUGGAUAUUAUCUUGCAGUAGUGA
Molecule: messenger RNA, 285 nt
Organism: Stylonychia lemnae
Lineage: Eukaryota; Ciliophora; Spirotrichea; Sporadotrichida; Oxytrichidae
Source: the annotation of a GenBank genome assembly